Molecule: messenger RNA, 2089 nt
Organism: Cryptomeria japonica (Japanese cedar)
Lineage: Eukaryota; Viridiplantae; Streptophyta; Pinopsida; Cupressales; Cupressaceae
Product: protein HOTHEAD
Exons: 4
Coding region: 103-1716 (537 amino acids)
Molecular function (GO): flavin adenine dinucleotide binding; oxidoreductase activity, acting on CH-OH group of donors
Source: RefSeq, a predicted model, not a curated record
CACAGUCAAUUAUGCAUCCUCCUUACAUCUCAUCUAUAAAAAAACUGCAUUCAAUCCAUUGCUUGACAAAACAUUUAUCAGGAAGUAGAUUGGUUAAUCAGUAUGGAGAUGGUAUUAAUCUUUGUGUUUUCAUGCCUGCUGCUGUUUACAAAUCAUCACCGUCAAUCCUGUUCAGAAGCAGCAAAAUCUAAUCUGGAAUACCCAUAUCCAUUUAUGACAGUAGAUGCUGAAAAGGCAGCUGCAAGGGCCUAUGAUUACAUUGUGAUUGGAGGUGGUACAGCAGGGUGUCCCCUGGCAGCAACACUUUCACUGCACUACUCUGUUUUGGUAUUGGAGAGAGGAGACUCUCCUUAUGGAAAUCGGGAUGUUGAAAACUUCAAAAGCUUUUUCAAGUUUUCUGGGGAUCCCAAAAAUUAUCCCUAUGUAGGAGAGGGGUUUGUCUCAGAAGAUGGAGUUCAAUUGGCAAGGGCCAGAGUUCUAGGAGGUGGAACAGCUAUCAAUGCUGGCUUCUACAGCAGGGCAAGCUCUGAAUAUAUUCAGAAAAUGAAGUGGGAUGAGAAACUUUUGAAUGAAUCAUAUGAAUGGGUGGAGAAGUUGAAUGUCUUCAAACCAGACAAGCUUUUUCCUUGGAGUUCUGCUUUCAAGGAUGGGCUUCUUGAAGCUGGUGUUCUUCCUUACAAUGGAUAUAGUUUGGAUCAUUUGGAGGGCACCAAGAUUGGUGCCUCAAUUUUUGACAAGAAUGGAAAGAGACAUACUGCUGCAGAUCUUCUUCAGUAUGCAAAUCCAGAAAAUAUUGUUGUUCUUCUGAAUGCUACAGCCAGCAGAAUCCUUUUCAAUUUGGCAUCAGGAAAAUUUAAGGCUAGUGGCGUGGAGUUCACAAGUAAUAGUGACAGUAAACAUCAUCAAGUAUUGCUUAGUCAAUUGUCAACAAAUAGUGAGGUGAUAUUGUCAGCCGGAAGUAUAGGUAGCCCUCAAAUUCUCCUCUUGAGUGGAAUCGGCCCAGCACAACAACUUAAAAAAUUGAACAUUACCGUUCUUUUAGAUUUACCUUUGGUAGGGAAAAAGGUUCAAGAUAAUCCUAGUACAAGAUUCUUUGUAGUGUCUCCAAAACCACUUGAAUUUUCUAAUGUACAAGUAGUGGGCGUUCUAGACAAUUCACAACUCGACAUCCAAUCUGCCAGCUUUUUCCAACAAAAUAAUGCCACAAAUAUACAAUAUUUAGGCUUUGUUGCAAGUAAGGUGGCAUUCCCCUUAUCAAGGGGCAAACUUUGGCUUAAAAGCACAAAUCCUCAAGAUACCCCCUAUGUUCAUUACAAUUAUUAUUCACACCCCUUUGAUUUACAAAAAUGUAUGUUUUGUGUAAAAGUAAUGGUUAGUCUAAGUAUGACAUCUUCUAUUCAAGAGUUUGCAUUUAUUGAUAAUGGACAUUCCAAAACCCUUCGAUUUCUUGGGAUGCCAUUACCAAAGAGUCAAUCAAAUGAUGAUGCCUUGGCCAAGUUUUGCAAUGAUACAUUAGGGACAUAUUACCAUUACCAUGGAGGUUGUCAAGUUGGUUUGGUGGUUGACAAAAGGUAUCGAGUGAAAGGUGUUGAUAAUCUAAGGGUUGUGGAUACUUCAACUUAUAAGGAUUCCCCUGGGACCAAUCCACAAGCCACUACCAUGAUGCUUGGAAGGUAUAUGGGAAUUCAUAUCCUUCAAGAGCGUAUGAACCCUUGAAAUUAUUGGAAGAUCAUGCUAAAGUAAUUGGCACAUUCAAUGUAUUUCCUUUUAGUGAUAUCGAAUUAAAUAAAUACUAGAAUAAAUACCAUUUAUAAUAAUAUAAUUGACAACACAUGGGGUUCUUCCAGCAAUGUGAUAGUUAAGUUGUGGCAUUGUUGAUAGUGCCACCAAGGUUCAAAUCCCUUUAGGGUUGAUUAUGAACAAUGAUUGUGAGCCAUUAUGACAUUCAUACUAGUUGUUAAUGUUCGUUGGGCUAAUGUUGUUGUGUUAAUAUUGGAGAUGAGGUCCCCUAUUUGUGAUCUCUCUUGACUGUGGACGAGGCUAAAAAGUCUUAUAACCGACAAAAAUAAAAUGGGAGAAUGUUUAAUCU